This is a messenger RNA of Paramuricea clavata, 340 nucleotides long. The record is from the annotation of a GenBank genome assembly. NCBI's taxonomy places the organism in Eukaryota, Metazoa, Cnidaria, Anthozoa, Malacalcyonacea, Plexauridae.
AAACACACCACGACUGGUGAAACACCAGCAACUCUCUUCAUUGGACGAAAUUUACGCACACGGUUAGACUUGAUCAAACUGGAUAUUCGAAAGCAUGUUAUAGAGAAACAAGUCAGCCAAGCCAAACCCAAAGGUGAUAUUGCUGGUAAUGCAGUUAGUGUCAGAAAUUACAGAGAGAAGGAAAAGUGGAUUCAAGGAAUUGUGCGUGCUCGAACCGGACCAGUGUCAUACCAGGUCGAGAUUGCACCAAAUGUUAUCUGGAGGAGAUACAUCGAUCAAUUACUUGCCUCGGAGAACAUAAACGACACUCAAGAUGUCGAACCAGUUACAGAUAUUCCAG